UGGACCGCCCACCCCGUCUCAGUCUCCACCCCUGGGGACCUGCAUCCGCUGGCCGGGGCUCCUCCCCCUCUCUCCCCCCAAAAUCCCGCGCCGCUCACGGUUCCCCUGAGACUGGACUUCCUGCCAGGGCCAGCCCGCAAUGGAAGGGGAUGUCCCGGCCGCCACAGCUGCCUGCUACCAGCCGGCCAGCCUCCCGCGGGACGCCUGUGUCUACAACAGCUGCUACUGUGAAGAAAAUAUUUGGAAGUUGUGUGAAUACAUCAAAACCCACGACCAGUAUCCUUUAGAAGAAUGCUUUGCAGUCUUCAUAUCUAAUGAGAGGAAGAUGAUACCCAUCUGGAAACAACAGGCAAGACUUGGCGAUGGACCUGUGGUCUGGGAUUACCAUGUUAUUUUGCUUCAUGUUUCAAGUGGAGGGCAGAACUUCAUUUAUGAUUUCGACACUAUCCUGCCAUUUCCCUGUCCCUUUGACACCUAUGUGGAAGAUGCUUUUAAGUCUGAUGAAGACAUCCAUCCACAGUUUAGAAGGAAAUUUAGAGUGAUUCGUGCAGACUCCUACUUGAAAAACUUUGCCUCUGACCGAUCUCACAUGAAAGAUUCCAGUGGAAACUGGAGAGAACCGCCUCCAUCCUACCCCUGCAUUCAAACUGGAGAUUCCAAAAUGAACCUGAAUGAUUUUAUCAGUAUGGAUCCUGAGGUAGGAUGGGGAGCUGUCUACUCACUCUCUGAAUUUGUACAUCGAUUUGGCAGUCUAAACUACUGAACUUGACAUUUGAAUGUGGAACCAGGGAACUAUUCAAAGAUGUGAACUGACUGUCCCUUUAUUUGGACAGCAAACAGUAUGUUGCACUUAACUUACAAUUAUGUUCUACUCUUAAAUAUGUAGAGUUGAGACAUGAAUGAACACACAUGUUGACUGAAUAAAACCUUUUUUUUUCCUAGUAUGUCAAGUUGAAACUUGAUACAGUGUAUAUUUGCUAAGAGAGUCAAGUGGCCUGUUUGUUAAAACAUGUGAUGACUUACUCCAUUAACUGCUCUUUCAUGAGAUGUGAAUUUUGUGUCUUGUUUUGGUUCUUUUAUUUUUUUGGCAACUGUUCUGUAAGCUCCUUGAGGGCAGGGGUAUGACUAAUUGCUCUGAGAACCUCUAAUGCCCGCAAAAGGGGCACAUAAAAUGUCUGCUGGUAAUCUACUGCUUGAAAAGAGCUAAUAUUGUGAGCUGAAUCAGCAAUUAGUAUUAGUCUUUUUGGACUAUUAUUAUGUUCAUAAAGAAAAAUGUAUUUGUUUUGGAGUUGAGUGUUACUUGGCUUGCUUAUAUAUGUUUUGAAAUAAAAUUCAUUUAAAAUUAA
This is a messenger RNA of Erinaceus europaeus (western European hedgehog), 1346 nucleotides long. It is a transcript of the gene NTAQ1, whose product is annotated as N-terminal glutamine amidase 1. Gene Ontology annotation, molecular function: protein-N-terminal glutamine amidohydrolase activity; protein-N-terminal asparagine amidohydrolase activity. The record is from RefSeq and is a predicted model, not a curated record. Gene Ontology annotation, cellular component: cytosol; nucleus. Bases 140 to 763 code for a protein of 207 amino acids. The transcript is spliced from 6 exons. Lineage: Eukaryota; Metazoa; Chordata; Mammalia; Eulipotyphla; Erinaceidae.